AUGGACCUCGGGUUGAAGCCUGCGUAUAUGCAGCGGUCCUCGGCCUUCAACCUCACUCGCCAGCUGUUGUGCCUGCCAUUUUUACCAGCCCAACACAUUCGCCCAACGUUUCUGAAGUUUGCAGAGCACGAAAGAUCAUUUCCGGAUCUCGAAAAGAGGAACCGACUGAUGGACUACAUCUCUCGCCAGUGGCUUGAUCACCCGAUCUUUGAUGUUGCCAGUUGGUCCGUGUUCGGGUACCAGAUCCGAACGAAUAACGACGUUGAAGGAUAUCAUCAUCGUCUGAACUCGAGAGCUGGUCACCGCGGUCUGACAUUUUACAGAUUAGUACCUGUGCUGCUCAGUGAGUGCCAGCAUGCACAGCGGCACGCAACCCUGAUAGCAUCCGGCAGCAAUGACGGCACAAAUAGAGGCCGUCAGUACAGACACCUCUCCCAAAAAGUCAAGGAUUUAUUUGAAAAAUACUCUGCGUGUAAACUGACGACCACUCACUACCUGCGUGCUUGCGGAAAACUAUACGGACCGCCAGAUACGGAGUGA
Messenger RNA from Dreissena polymorpha, 540 nucleotides. RefSeq lists its product as uncharacterized. The transcript is spliced from 2 exons. The record is from RefSeq and is a predicted model, not a curated record. Bases 1 to 540 code for a protein of 179 amino acids. NCBI's taxonomy places the organism in Eukaryota, Metazoa, Mollusca, Bivalvia, Myida, Dreissenidae.